This is a messenger RNA of Ilyonectria robusta, 755 nucleotides long. RefSeq lists its product as uncharacterized. The transcript has a single exon. The annotation marks the transcript as partial. Lineage: Eukaryota; Fungi; Ascomycota; Sordariomycetes; Hypocreales; Nectriaceae. The record is from RefSeq and is a predicted model, not a curated record.
UCCCCAGCAGUCGAACGACGCUGUCGCUAGACUCUCCCUGCUCCCAAGCUCGAACCCCAGCUCGGAGCCGACUAACACUAACAAAAAUAACCAGCUUAAGAGUCCCUCGAACCAGUCGUUGUCCAGUGCAUCCUGGACAGCAAUCCCUCUUACCAGGCCGCUUCGGCGAACUACCCGCCAUCUCAGCCCUCCUCAGCCACAGACCCCGAGUGCCCGUCUCCAUUUAAGGUUCCUGGCUCGGAGAAGUUCCGGAUUAGCAUCGGCCGAAUCUCGGAUUGCCCCGAUCGUAUUUGGCAAUUAGGCUGUUGCCGGCUAGCGCUCCAGGUGCCGCCUGCCAUCCAGCCGCGUCUUGAAUGCAAACAUCGGAUACGCGUAUUAAAGAACACAUCCUGUUUCAAAGCAAGGUGCCAUGUCUACUGUACAUCUAUCUCAUUCUGACCGGGGUGGUAUAAAAUGCUCGCAGUUGCAACACUCAAGCUCAGGAGACGAGACCUUGCAAGAGAACAGGGUGAGCUGUGGGCAGUUCGAUGUUGCACUGAAUGUAAUAGCACCUGGACCCACAGUAAGUAUAAGUUAAUGAUGUCCCGAGAUAUCGAGCGGUUACAGCGCGAAAUUGCGGCACGAGGGAUCCUUGCACCGAUAUGGCUUAAGAUGAGAAUCGACAAACUCCGAGGAAGGCCACUGGGAAGGCAAGUUGGUUGUGGCAGCCGGUUGCUUGACCUCCGUGCCGUACAGUAAGACGGGUGGAGAGUAGC